UUUGGCAGGCAGGAGCAGCCCCGCGGCCGCGCGCCUUCGCCCGUCCUGCCGGGAGGAUGGCAGCGCCGGCGCCGCCGGAGCCCAGCCGCCGGAUCCGCCCGUUCCUGCGCGGGCUGUAGGGAGGUUGUGAAUGCAGAUUUAAAGAUCCAAACUGGACCAGCCUGAACAACUGUGUGUCAAGGAAAAGCCAAAUAAAUGCAGUACCAGAUUUGCAGCACCUGGCACCAUCACUGCAGAAAGCAGAAAAUUUAACUAAAACUGAAGGGCUUCAGAAGAAAGUGCAGCUCCUGACAUUUAUGCUGCAGGGGAGCAAUGGGAUUACGCAGGAAAGCAAGAGGUAUUUGGCAGAUCUGACCACCCUGUGAAGAAGGGACGCGUCUCAUUCGUAGCAGUAAUGUGCAACUACAUAAUCUUGGGAAGGGGGAGUGUCAUGAAAUCGACUGAAGUGAUUGUCUGUUUGUGGUUGUUCCAAAUAGCUUUGCAACCCCUCUGGGACUGAAAUACUUAGUUGGCAUCCAUAGGGCCACAUCAUACAUUGGACAGUGUUAUUUUUUUUAAUUGCCCUGCUCCCAGAGGCUACACCUGGCACAAAAUUAAGAUACUGCAGCUCUUUUUUUGCAGGCAGGCAGAGAGAGGGGUGGGGGGGCCAGAAAGAAAACCUCAGAAUCUCCCCUUCUGCUAGUCUCUGCUGUACCAUGGGAUGUAGGCAAAGCUCUGAGGAGAAAGAGGCAGCGCGGCGGUCGCGAAGGAUUGACCGCCACCUGCGCUCUGAGAGUCAGCGGCAACGGCGUGAGAUCAAGCUCUUACUUCUCGGCACUAGCAAUUCUGGCAAAAGCACCAUUGUCAAGCAAAUGAAAAUUAUCCACAGUGGUGGCUUUAAUUUGGAGGCUUGCAAGGAGUACAAGCCUCUGAUUAUCUAUAAUGCCAUCGACUCCCUCACACGCAUCAUUCGGGCUCUGGCCACCCUUAAAAUAGAGUUUCACAAUCCUGACAGAGCCUACGAUGCGGUGCAGCUUUUUGCCUUGACAGGCCCUGCUGAAAGCAAGGGCGAGAUCACACCUGAGCUGCUUGGUGUCAUGAAAAGGCUCUGGGCUGACCCUGGUGUGCAAGAGUGUUUCUGUCGCUCCAACGAGUACCAUCUAGAGGACAAUGCUGCCUACUACUUGAAUGACCUGGAAAGGAUUGCUGCAUUGGACUAUAUUCCUACGGUUGAAGAUAUUCUGCGCUCUCGGGACAUGACGACAGGGAUCGUGGAAAAUAAGUUUACCUUCAAAGAGCUGACUUUCAAAAUGGUGGAUGUGGGUGGGCAGAGGUCUGAGCGCAAAAAAUGGAUCCAUUGUUUCGAGGGGGUUACAGCAAUAAUUUUUUGCGUGGAACUGAGCGGAUACGACUUGAAACUGUAUGAAGAUAACCAAACGAGCCGAAUGGCAGAGAGUCUCCGCCUUUUUGACUCCAUUUGCAACAACAACUGGUUUAUCAACACCUCCCUCAUCCUCUUCCUGAAUAAGAAAGAUCUACUGGCUGAAAAAAUUCGCCGCAUCCCGCUAACAGUUUGUUUUCCUGAGUACAAAGGCCAAAACACUUAUGAGGAGGCAGCUGUCUAUAUCCAACGGCAGUUUGAGGACUUGAAUCGCAACAAGGAGACCAAGGAGAUCUAUUCGCAUUUCACUUGUGCUACCGAUACCAGUAAUAUCCAGUUUGUUUUUGAUGCGGUGACAGAUGUCAUCAUCCAGAACAAUCUCAAGUACAUUGGCCUUUGCUAGGGAGCCAUGCCAACAAGUUUGGUUUCUCAUGGUGAUGCAAACGGGGCUAACUGCCUGUACUCACAAUGGAAAUGCCAGGGCAGUGUUUGGAAGACCCAGUCGUGGAAGGGAGAAAUAUGAAGUAUGUUCACAGAUCCCUUCAGCUGCCUACACACAUUUUUUUACAAAAAAAAAAUUAAAUGUUUCAGAAUGUGCAAGGCCUCCCUAAAAGGUGAGGUUUAAAACUGUAUGGAAAAGUUUUCACUACUAUCACCAUACCACUGGUUCAUUCUGUGUGUUUAAUUUAUUUUUCCUAAGGUGGUAGAGCCUACCCUAUUCUGUGUAAAAGACAGAUCAUUGUCUUUGCUGCUCUAGAAACCAUUUAAUGUCAGGAAAAUGCAGAGCUGGUUGAGUGGAAGAGAGGGCUUAUAUUGUGGUUCUUUUUCUCCUAAGAGGCUAGGGAACUGACAUCUGAAAUUACUGAUCCUUAACCACCUCCUGAUUCACUGUCAGUAGAGGCAUAUACACGUAGAUCAUGUAUACAAAAGAAAAACCAUUUGCAGCAAAUACAAAGUGCACAAUAAGUACACAAGUUGUCUUUGCAUCAUAGUGAAUCAUGAAUAUUCUGCCUAUUGGAGGAGUUGAUAGUGCAGAAGAGUUCUGUGACUAUCCAAACCAUAGCUCUUUCUGCUAUUCAGACCUUCAGAAUAUGCAGCAAAAAAAAAAGAUAAAUGAAAGGAAUUAUUAAAUAAAGACUAGGCUAAAUUGUGGUCAGUGUUUCUUCUACCAGUGAGGAAUUUUAUACAUCAAAAGUCUUCUUUUACAUCCUUUUUUUGCCAAAUAAUUGUGCUGUUUCAUGAAAACUCAAAAAGUUUAAUAAGUGGUUGGGUGUUUUUUUUUAAAUACAAAUAUAUACAUAUAUAUAAAAGACAUUUUGGAAAAAAUAUUGUUUUGUGUCUGGAUUUAUGAGUGUGCCAAUGGACAAAUCUAUUAUGUUGCUCCAAGGAAAUUCUGAGAAGUAUGGCAACAUUUACAACAGCCUUUCCAAAAACAGGAGCCAAUUAAACUGUACCAUAUAGCCUUUUUUGGUGUUUUUUAUUUUAAAACAAUGUGCUGUAAUUACUAGGUGAACAGAUGAGUGAUAUGAACAAUACCUAAAUGUCUUGAUAUUUAAAUUUUUAAAAUUCAAAAUGAAGUUUAGUGAAAUUAAAGAAGUUGAAGCAAUGCAUUCUUCGGCUUCCUUUCAUCCUGUAUAAAAAUAAUACUGGAUGGUGUAUUAUUCUAGCAAAUUUUCAGGCAACUUUCAGUGCCCAAGAAACUCUGUGUGAGAACUAUAUGUUCUCACACAGAUAUGUUGCCAUUGGUUAUACUACUUUCCCCUUUUUCCUCUGACCCCAUGCAAAAGGUGUCUUACAGAAUUCAUCAUAAACUAAGUGUGUAAAUAUAUGUUCAAGAAUUGUAAAGCACAUAAAUGCGCUCACACUUUCUGUCACAUACACGCAUAGCAAGAAUUCAGGGAGAAUCUUCUUCUCCCUCCCUCUGUUUCCCACUUGUAUGAAGAUUAGUGCGAAUUCUCAGCCAAGGGCUCUAAGAAAAAUAUAGAAGAAACAAUGAAUGAAAAUACAGUUACAGGCUGUUCACUUCAAGAAAAUAAAU
Messenger RNA from Eublepharis macularius, 3398 nucleotides. RefSeq names its product G protein subunit alpha z (gene GNAZ). Gene Ontology annotation, cellular component: heterotrimeric G-protein complex. Lineage: Eukaryota; Metazoa; Chordata; Lepidosauria; Squamata; Eublepharidae. Gene Ontology annotation, biological process: adenylate cyclase-modulating G protein-coupled receptor signaling pathway. The transcript has 3 exons. Bases 696 to 1763 code for a protein of 355 amino acids. The record is from RefSeq and is a predicted model, not a curated record. Gene Ontology annotation, molecular function: GTPase activity; G protein-coupled receptor binding; GTP binding.